UAUACCUCUGCGCUACACUCUCUUCUUUCGAAAAACCCCAUUGAAGAGAGGCCUCCAUUUCCACUUUCUCUCUCUACCGUUCACUCUCUCUCUAGCCAUGGCUUUGCUCGUCGAGAAAACCACCUCUGGCCGUGAGUACAAGGUCAAGGACAUGUCUCAGGCUGACUUCGGCCGGCUCGAAAUCGAGCUUGCCGAAGUCGAAAUGCCUGGUCUUAUGGCUUGUCGGACCGAAUUCGGUCCGUCACAGCCAUUUAAAGGCGCUAAAAUCACUGGAUCUCUACAUAUGACCAUUCAAACCGCUGUCCUUAUCGAAACCCUAACCGCUUUAGGCGCCGAAGUUAGAUGGUGCUCUUGCAACAUUUUCUCUACCCAGGACCACGCUGCCGCCGCCAUAGCGCGUGAUAGCGCUGCCGUGUUCGCGUGGAAGGGUGAGACGUUGCAAGAGUACUGGUGGUGUACUGAACGCGCCCUUGACUGGGGCCCCGGUGGUGGACCCGACUUGAUUGUUGAUGAUGGUGGUGAUGCUACACUUUUGAUUCAUGAAGGUGUAAAAGCUGAAGAGGAAUAUGCUAAAUCUGGUAAAUUACCAGAUCCAAGUUCUACUGAUAAUGCUGAGUUUCAGCUUGUGCUUACUAUUAUUAGGGACGGGUUGAAAACUGAUCCUUUAAAAUACACUAAGAUGAAGGAGAGACUUGUUGGUGUUUCUGAGGAAACUACUACUGGUGUUAAGAGACUUUACCAAAUGCAGGCUAAUGGAACUUUGCUUUUCCCUGCUAUUAAUGUUAAUGACUCUGUUACCAAGAGCAAGUUUGAUAACUUGUACGGAUGCCGCCACUCACUGCCUGAUGGUCUCAUGAGGGCUACUGAUGUUAUGAUUGCCGGAAAGGUAGCGCUUGUUGCCGGUUACGGAGAUGUCGGUAAGGGUUGUGCUGCUGCCUUGAAGCAAGCUGGUGCACGUGUCAUCGUGACUGAGAUUGAUCCAAUCUGUGCUCUCCAAGCUACCAUGGAAGGUCUUCAGGUCCUUACCCUUGAGGAUGUCGUUUCAGAUGUUGAUAUCUUCGUUACCACAACCGGUAACAAGGACAUCAUCAUGGUUGACCACAUGAGGAAAAUGAAGAACAACGCCAUUGUCUGCAACAUUGGUCAUUUCGACAAUGAAAUCGACAUGCUCGGUCUUGAGACCUUCCCUGGAGUGAAGAGGAUCACAAUCAAGCCCCAGACUGACAGAUGGGUCUUUCCCGACACCAACAGCGGUAUCAUUGUCUUAGCCGAGGGUCGUCUCAUGAACUUGGGAUGCGCCACUGGACACCCCAGCUUCGUGAUGUCCUGCUCUUUCACUAACCAAGUCAUUGCUCAGCUCGAGUUGUGGAAGGAGAAGAGCACCGGCAAGUAUGAGAAGAAGGUGUACGUCUUGCCAAAGCACCUUGAUGAGAAGGUUGCUGCCCUUCAUCUCGGAAAGCUCGGAGCAAGGCUCACUAAGCUUUCCAAGGAUCAAGCUGACUACAUUAGUGUACCAGUUGAAGGUCCUUACAAGCCUCCUCACUACAGGUACUAAGCGAAGACAAAGAAGAGACUGCAAAAACAGCACAUUCUUACGCCAUUGAUUGUUAUGCUUUUCAUGCUUUGGAUUUUGUUAGGACAAUAGUAUCUUGUUCCUUUAAACUAUCGUUGGGGAUAUUUUGGAGUGUUUGGAAUGUUGUUUCUGGAAAAGAAUUGGUCUCAUAUCAGAUGGAAGACCAAGAUGUGUUGAAUAAGUUUUGAGGAAUGGAGGUGGUGUGCUAUUGAUAUUGUAGCAGUUAGAUGUCUUUUGCUUUUGGGUUGUCCUUAUUCUGAGGAAUCACAAAGUUACAUGUUUGCCUUUAUCAUUAACUGUUUGCUUUAAUCGGUUUUAA
This is a messenger RNA of Nicotiana tabacum (common tobacco), 1892 nucleotides long. RefSeq names its product adenosylhomocysteinase-like. NCBI's taxonomy places the organism in Eukaryota, Viridiplantae, Streptophyta, Magnoliopsida, Solanales, Solanaceae. Gene Ontology annotation, molecular function: adenosylhomocysteinase activity. Gene Ontology annotation, biological process: L-methionine cycle. Gene Ontology annotation, cellular component: cytosol. The record is from RefSeq and is a predicted model, not a curated record.